Molecule: messenger RNA, 1871 nt
Organism: Eriocheir sinensis (Chinese mitten crab)
Lineage: Eukaryota; Metazoa; Arthropoda; Malacostraca; Decapoda; Varunidae
Product: probable H/ACA ribonucleoprotein complex subunit 1
Exons: 7
Coding region: 204-896 (230 amino acids)
Biological process (GO): snoRNA guided rRNA pseudouridine synthesis; ribosome biogenesis
Cellular component (GO): box H/ACA snoRNP complex
Molecular function (GO): box H/ACA snoRNA binding
Source: RefSeq, a predicted model, not a curated record
AUCCUCACUUGCCGCGCCAACACGUGGUCACUUGUUUACAUCGCGGCGGCGUGGGAGGCGCAGGGCGGCAGGCUGGGAAUAUACUGUGGCCCCACAGCCUAACUAGCCCCAUAAAACUCCAAAAGAAGAAGGCUGGGAAUAUUGUUUACUGACAAUACUUACUCCGCACCGUCCACAGCAUCUCCACUUGAACUAAGGCAGCUAUGGCUUUCCGAGGGCGAGGUGGAGGUGGAGGGCGAGGCAGAGGGUUCCGAGGUGGUGGUGGUGGCCGAGGAGGCGGAGGUCGUGGAGGUUUCCAAGGGGGCUGGGGUGGCGGUGGCAGGUACGACCAGGGACCCCCAGACGAAGUCUUUGAGUUCGGGGAAGUCAUGCACACAUGUCAGGGCGACUUGGUGUGCAACGUGACCCACAAGGAUGUCCCUCACUUCAACGCACCAAUCUACAUGGAGAACAAGGAGCAGAUUGGCAAAGUGGAUGAAAUCUUUGGCAGCCCGAUGCAGAAGUUUGUGUCCGUUAAACUGGAUGAGAAUAUUAAGGCUUCCUCGUUUGAGAAGCUCUCAAAGAUCUAUAUCAACCCCGCCAAGCUGCUACCGCUGCACAUGUUCUUGCCAGGCAACAAGUCACGGGGCGGCGGCCGGGGGCGGGGCGGCGGCCGGGGCGGACCAGGAGGACGGGGCGGUGGGCGUGGUGGAAGAGGAGGGAGAGGUGGCUCCUUUGGAAGAGGAGGAGGAGGAGGCGGCUUCGGAAGAGGAGGGAGCUUUGGGGGAGGAGGAGGAAGAGGAUUUGGGGGAAGAGGAGGGGGCUUUGGGGGACGAGGAGGAGGAGGAGGAGGCUUUGGGGGACGAGGAGGAGGAGGAGGCUUUGGGGGAAGAGAUAAAGUAUUUAAACGGUACUAAGUAAUUAAGAGAUAAAGUAUGGAAAUGGUACAAUAAGUCUCUUUUAUCUGAAAAUCAUGGGACUUUAAAAGUGUCGUUAAAUAAAAAUUUUCGUAUGAACGAUAAUCUACAAAAUACAAGGGAAAAUAGAUUAAAUAAACGAGCUGACGAAAUUUGUUGACAAACUUCUCUGCAGCGUCCAUGUCAGCCAAAUUUUUUUCACCACACAUCUUGUUUCUUGAUGCAAUGUUUUUUUUUUUUUUUUAAACUUUUGGAGCCAACCAAUAAAGAAUUCUCAUGGCUCUUUCAGUUCCAUGAAUUCAUAGAAAUGCUUAGCCUUUUCUAUGAUGAACAAUACAUAUGUACUUUCAAAUAUACACACAGAUAAAAGGUUCAUUAAGUUUUUAUAUGUGUGUGUUUGUGUGUAUGUGUGUGUGUGUAGCAAAAGCAAUCACAAGCAGACAUAUGUACUUUCAUAUAUACAUACAUAAAGGGUUCAUGCAAGUUUUUAUAUGUGUGUGUAUGAAUCGGUUUGUACGUUAGGGCCGGAUUUAGACCUGGGGUGGGUUUGGGGCACUUCACGUUCGAGGGGCCUUCAACAUAGGAAUUAUAUUUAUAAUUUACAUUACAAAUGAAUGAAAUAAUUUUGUUUUAAAGGAAUGAAUUUUUUUUAUAAAGGAAGUCCUUGGGUUGGGGUGGAGGGGGCUGUAUUACAGGGGGGCUCAGGGCAAUUACCCCCUUUGCCCACUUAUAAAUCCGGCCCUGUGUAUGUCAAUGUAAUGGGAUAUGUAUGUAAGUAAAUUUUUGAAGUUGAUAAAUUUACAGUUGGUAUAUCAUGUUUUUCCUGGCAUUUUUUUCUGAAGAUUAUUAUUACUUCAUCAACAUGGAUCUUAGCCAGGCAAAUUAACUUAUUCAUCUAUUUUACCUGGAUUGAUGCCAAACUGCAAAGUCCACAAGAGGUUUAUAUUAUGUUAAUGGAAUAAAAUAAUUUUUUUA